Molecule: messenger RNA, 3693 nt
Organism: Linum trigynum
Lineage: Eukaryota; Viridiplantae; Streptophyta; Magnoliopsida; Malpighiales; Linaceae
Source: the annotation of a GenBank genome assembly
GAAGGUUUUCAGUCAUCUUCGAGUUCAUCCAAAGCCAAUCCAUUCUUUAGUAAGUUUCAAGCUACUCAUGGCAACUCGCAGCUCCCUUCGAAUGUGUCAAGAACGCUUCAAAUAGUCUCCCAAAGUAGGUAGCGUGACACGGUUUUCAUACUUAGGCAAUUUCAGCCUUUCAUGUUCUUCUUUGCUCCAAGAGUCGAACCAUACUUUGAACUUCAAUGGAGAACAAUCGAAGCUAGAAAUCAAACUCUCAUCAUAAUAUAUAUCUAUGCUUAAAGCUUUGCAUAACCACUUAAAAGAAAUCGUUUCUCUCUUUUUUGAACACAUAAAAAUAAAGCUCAUAAUUAUUUCUAUACCAUAUUUUAUCACUUAAUGAUAAUAUUAUCUUAUAUUGGUGACCCAAUUAACCAAAAUCGAUUGAACUUUAGUUCGUCUAAUUUUGUUGUUCUCUUAAUUUGAUCGUUUUUGUCAAUGCAAUGUAUUAUAUGGUCAAUAGAAUUUAAACUCACUUUAUUUUUUAGUUAUCAUGAUAACCAUUUGAAUGCACUUGAAGUAGUCAUUGCCUUCCUUCAAUUUUUUUGGCCUCGUAUACUCCUGAUAUGUUACUAAUGAAUAAUGAUAGGGUUAUAGUUGUUUGUCACCUUGGAUGACGAGUUACUAAUGUUAAAAUAAUAGUUUGAAGUGAAGAAAUAGGUUGAAUUAACAAAUUGAUAAACAAAAUUACCAGAUGAGCAAUCCCCUAAAUUGUAGGCCAUGAAAAAAUUAGCGUCAUUUCUUCCAAAUUGUUUUAAUGGUAGGAAAAAAUCAACAACACUUAAAUCAGUGUUUUAGUACAAAAUACUUUGUUAUUAAUUUUUUCGGUAAAAUUUGGAGCAAGGUUUUACAUUCCUAGCUUCGCUCCUGCCAUGUGUUGCAGAGAAUAAUAAGUAAUAAUUCUUUAGAGAGAUGAUAAAUGAAAAGAAAAUAUUUAUCAGCUAGCAACAAAGUAACCCUUCCACGUCAGAGCUUCCACUUUUUGUAAAAAUGGGUUUUUUUUACAACAAAAAUGGGGUUAAUUACAUGGUUGGUCACUGAGAUAACAAAAAACGUUCAUGUUUGGUCAAUGGAAAUAUUUAAAUCCAAUGUUGGACACUCAAAUUAGUUAAAUAGUUCAAGUUUGGUCACUCUCCUUCCAUUUCCGUUAACUCUAGCUUACGUGGCAAUCAACUUUCAUAGUUGACCAUUAAAUACGUGACAGACAAUUAAAAAUUAUUGAAAAAUAAAAAAAAAUAAACUUUUAUAUUUUCCACCUCAUUAUUACAUUCAUUAAAAACCAAAAAAAAAAUCUAAUUUAUUUUCUACACACCCCCAUACCCUACCCUACCCAACCUCACCACCACCAGAACACAACCUCCGGCGACCCUCUUCUUCAACUCCGCUUCCACCUUGGUCGAGCUCCUCAAAGAAUUGUUGGAACAACACCGCCCUGAUUGCUUAGUCGUCCACACCUUCUUCACCUGGACCACGGAAUUGGCGGCAAGUCUGGGCGUCCCUAAGGUAGUUUUCGGCGGGAAAUGCUUCUUCUCCCUAUGCGCCGAACAGAGCCUGGUCGAACACUACCCCCACAGUAGAGUCUCUUCCGACGACGACGCUUUCUUCAUCUCGAAUCUCCCCGGGGAAGGAAUCGAAUUCAUCAGGGGAAAAUCUCGGAAGCCUGGAAGUCCAAAAGCGUAUUCACCCAUUUCUUCAAAAAAUGCCUCGAUACGGAGAGGGAUUCCUACGACGUUCUCCUCAACAGUUUCUACAAAUUGGAACCUCUCUAUGUCGGCCCUUUUUCUCUUUCGCCGGCGGCGCGAAGGAGAAAGAGAGAAGAGAGAUGGUGACAGUGGCGGGAGCUGCUGCAGUUGACUGUCAGGAAUGCUUGAAAUGGUUGGAUUCGAAGAAACCCAAUUUGAUAAUUUAUCUCUAUUUCAGCUCUGAUACAGAGUUCACGACAGCGCAAAAUUUGGAGCUGGCGACGGGGCUGGAAGGCUCGGGAUAGGAGUUUGUUUGGGUUGUGAAGAGAAGGGAAGAUCUGCCGAAGGGAUUUGAGGAGAGAGUCGAAGGGAAAGGAUUGAUAAUUGAAGGGUGGGCGCCUCAGCUGCUGAUUUUAGGUCACACGGCAGUGGGUGGAUUCGUUACCCACUGCGGCUGGAACUCUGCCGUGGAAGCGAUUGCUACUGAAGUUCCUAUGGUGACGUGGCCGCUGGGGGUGGAACAAUUCUUCAAUAAGAAGCUGGUGAGGUUGUGUUCUGGUGGUGGUGAGGGUCGGUCGGGUAGGGUAUGGGGAUGUGUAGAAAAGAAAUUAGAUUUAUUAUUAUUUUAUUAUUUUUUAAUGAAUGUAAUAAUGAGGUGGAAAAUAUAAAAGUUUAUUUUUUAUUUUUAUUAAUUUUUUAGUUGCCACGAUACUAUUUAACGGUCAGCUAUGAAAGCUGACUGCCACGUAAGCUAGCGUUAACGGAAAUGGACGAAGAGUGACCAAACUUGAACCAUUUAACUAAUUUGAGUGACCAAGAUUGGAUUUAAAUAUUUGCAGUGACCAAACAUAAAUGUUUUUUUGUAAUCUCAGUGACCAACCAUGCAAUUAACCCUAAAAAUGGGGUAUAGUUAGAGUGAGAGGAAGAAGGAAUAUGACCAGCCAUUUUACCUUAUUUUAAUCAUUUCUUAUUUGCUGCACAUGUAUACUAUUUUUUUUUAUUAUCUCAUGUUAGACCAUCAUCACGGUGUAGUUACCAUGGUAUCCAUUUUAAUCGGUAGUAUUCAGAUAAUUUGGUUUGGUUAAUUUGAUUAAUUGGUUUGGUUAAAUUUUUUAGCUUGUUUGGUUUGGUUUCAGACACUCCUAAUAAACCAAACCAUAUUAACCAGUUAAGUAAUUAGCUAUAUAUCUAAUAUAUUAUAUAUGGUAAUGACUGGUGUACGUCAGGCGUAUAGUAUACAUCAGGUGAUCUAGCCGUUAGAUGUACUUAGAUGAGCUUCAGCCAAUCUCAAUGGUCAGUUUUUGUUUUUCAUUAAAUCAAACUUCGGGUUGGGGUUUAGAAAAUCGGUGCCUCGGGUUUAUCUAUUAGAGGUUAGAGUAUAGUAUCAUACCCCCAAACUCGAUUUAAUUCAUGGUCUAGAUAGAGAUAUCUCACUAGUAGUACCUGACGUAUAGUAUACGCCUGACAUACGACAGUCUGACCCUAUUAUAUACAUAUUUAAUACUUUGCAUAAACACUCAAAAAUCAAAUGUAAGAUAUUUGCAUUAGUUACAUGUAUUUAUGUUAAGGGUUAAUUAUAAUUUUUUGUUGAUUAUUACGUGUUAUUUAUUAUAUAAAUUGUGAAUUGAUGUACUAACCGGAAUUUUUUCCCUCUUAAUGAUAAUGUGAUGGUAUAUUGGUUAUUUUGGUUAAUCAAUUAACCAAACCGAUUAAACUUUAGUUUGGUUAAUUUGGUUGUUGUUUUAGUUUAAACGAUUUGGUUAUGAUAUUGUGUUCUAUAGUUAAUAAAAUUUAGACUUAUUUAAUUUGACAAUUAACAUGAUAACCAUUUGAACACCCAAUGGAUUCAAUCUGCCCAUGGUAAAACUUCAUAUGGGUUCGAUGUACUUUUAUCUUCAACAAAUAGUGCAGCCUUUAAUGCAGGACGAAGCAUAUGGUUGCCCGGCUGGUUAAAUGCUAUUAAUGAAAACAGUAAUUCAUU